AUGCACGUUUGUGUACGGCUGAUGCAAUGGAUAGAACCAAAUGGAAGACAAGAAGCAGAAAAGCGGACCCUGCAACAACGCGACUGUGGCGAUGCUAAUGAAAAGAAAGUAGGAACUGUUAGAAACAAAUAUAACAGCCUGGUGGAGGAGCUUGGAUCAAGGUCGUCAAGAUGCGCUUUUGCACGAUUGCGGGGUCGCAGAGGACUAAAACUCUGGGUCGUAAGUUCUCACGCACUUACAGAGACCGCAAAGGAAAACAACAAGGACUCAUUUUAUUAUGAACUCAAUACGUUGAUAUUCAAGAUACCAAGCCAGCAGGCGGUAAUUGUCGGAAUUGAUGCGAAUGCAAGAAUGGGACCUGAACAACAAAAGUAUGUGCUUAGGAAAUGGUUCUACCCCAAUGAGCAGACAUCGGACAACGGAAGUCGUUUGGUAGACCUUUGCAAGCAGACGAAUCUCAUCAUUGCAUCCACGUUCAACAGGAAUCAUCGACGCCAUCACCUUAAGUGA
This is a messenger RNA of Necator americanus (New World hookworm), 510 nucleotides long. RefSeq lists its product as uncharacterized. The coding region runs from base 1 to 510 and encodes 169 amino acids. The transcript has a single exon. The record is from RefSeq and is a predicted model, not a curated record. NCBI's taxonomy places the organism in Eukaryota, Metazoa, Nematoda, Chromadorea, Rhabditida, Ancylostomatidae.